AUGUCCUCCACUGGCCUACCGCGCUGUCUCCCCAAGUCCCUCACUCACCCUACCGGCAUCUACUUCCUCCCGCCCGCUCAACGCGUUACUCUCGCUGAGCUCGAGGCAGCUGACAAGCAAUGGCGCGCCUUGCGGGAGGCGGCUUACAUGCGCUCCUGGGCCGAGGAUGCUACGCUCGUGGGUAGCGCGAGGUACAUUGCUGCCGGUGGAGUAGCAGGGGAAGGGCUGGGAAGGAGGACGAGCAGCGUUAUGAGUGGAGGACAGCAGCAGAGUAAUGGUGGGAGGAGGGGCACGGCGCGAAGGAGGAGGAAGGCACUCUUGCGUUUUUUGAAGAGCUGGUAG
Jaminaea rosea is the source of this 342-nucleotide messenger RNA. RefSeq lists its product as hypothetical. Bases 1 to 342 code for a protein of 113 amino acids. The record is from RefSeq and is a predicted model, not a curated record. The transcript has a single exon. Lineage: Eukaryota; Fungi; Basidiomycota; Exobasidiomycetes; Microstromatales.